Helianthus annuus (common sunflower) is the source of this 3564-nucleotide messenger RNA. RefSeq lists its product as uncharacterized. The record is from RefSeq and is a predicted model, not a curated record. NCBI's taxonomy places the organism in Eukaryota, Viridiplantae, Streptophyta, Magnoliopsida, Asterales, Asteraceae. The coding region runs from base 393 to 3332 and encodes 979 amino acids. The transcript has 11 exons.
ACAAAAAAUAACAAUAACCGAUCCUUGGUUAAUUCAGUUCAGUAUAAUCAAGAUAACCCGAUCCGAAUAGCAAUCAGUUUGGCCUAAUGUGUGUAUGUACGGGUAAGUUACCAACUCUGGACGGCUGAACGUAGCCGGAGCGCAGAUACCGAUGAAAGCUCCGGCAGAUGAAUCGAUGCCUGUUAAUGGAACUUUGCUAAUCAGGACUCCAAAAAUAUUGAGCCGCCAUACGCAAUCACAACUGGAACUGGUGCGCAUCAACAACUUUGUUCCCAAUGUAGCCAUAUCUUUCAUCAGCUGUGUUGUUAGUUUCAUCCAUAGUUGUCAAUAGUGGUCGCUAUAGCGAAUAGCGUAGCGUAUAGGUCGAAGGUCGCUACAAGAUUGGUUAAAAGAUGGUCAAGACAGAGGAAGAUGCCACAGAUACACCAACUGUGAAGGAGUUGUAUUUUCCGGCUAAAGUGAAGAUUAGAUGCCGCAUAGAAGUAGCGACAGAAAUCCGGGAUAGGUUGAGACCAGACUCUGCUAGGUCGGAGUUAUUUCGGGGAACGUGUUUUGGACCAUGGCUAGAUGUACAAUCUACAUCUAUCGACUCGAGUUUACUCCAUCUGAUACUACAGACUGAAUAUACCCCGACCCCGGUCGUGCAUCAAGAUGCAUUAUUUUUUCAUGUUGGAGGUCAGGAGUUGCGGUUUGGACCUCAAGAGUUUUGCCUCAUUACAGGAAUGCGAUUCGGUCCUCAUCAACUUUUGAGACAACAUUGGAUGCAAGUGGGGCCGGAUACGACAUUUAGGAGGAGGGUAUUUGGUCAUGUACAAGCUAGAUUAAAGGUUUCGGAUCUCAAAAACGUUUUUGAUAGCUCUCUUGAUCAGUUAUCGGACCUUGAUGCAGUACGGCUUUGUCUGCUGAUGUUGCUUGAGGUCGGAUUCAUGGGCUGCCAGUCCAGUCAAGUGGUUGACUCUGGUCUUCUCGAACUAGUGGAGGAUUUGGACUCAUGGAACACAUUUCCAUGGGGUUCAUAUGUCUGGAAGGUUGUGUACAUGCAGCUACAUAACGCGCUGCAAAAACGUUCUGCACGACGCGCUUUUUCGCCACUUAAGUAUUCCCUAGAGGGAUUUAUUUGGGCCUUUAAGAUAUGGAUCUUCGAGGUUUUACCGUACGCUAAGACGUUUGCUAUCAAGCAUGGUGGGAUUCCGAGGGCCAUUGGCUGGGGCAAGAAUAAAUGCAUAACAUGGAAGCAUGCACUACCAUUUGUUGUGGAUGCCACAACGCUUGGAUUUGAGCCACUACCAGGGUUGACACCUACUCCUGAAGAGUGCGCCACUGACUGGUGGCGGGCUAGCUGUCAGUUUUUUGACGGCUAUGCUAAUGAUUCAUCACCGUUGUUGAAGGAGGCACGCUUAUCAUCGCCACCUCAGCCGUCGGUUAUGAUCCGCGACCAGCUGGCAGAGGACAUUGCUGACCCCACCACCAUGCCUGUAGAGGACAAAGCUGACAUCACUAGUCAACAAAGUACAGGGUCGAGGGAAAAUAUGGAGAAAACAAUGCUAGAGAAUAAGUUACAAAAGCCGUUGGUUAUAAAACGUCUCACUAGUCUAGACACACAUGUUGAUGAGUUAUAUUCGGCUAAGGUGAAGAUUAGAUGCCACAUAGCAGUAGCGACAGAAAUCCGAGAUAGGUUGGGACCAGGCUCUGCCAGGUCGGAGUUAUUUCGGAGCACGUGUUUCGGACCAUGGCUAGAUAUACAAUCUCUAUCUAUUGACUCGCCUUUAGUCCAUCUGAUACUACAGACUGAAUAUACCCCGACCCCGGUCGUGCAUCAAGACGCGUUAUUUUUCCGUGUUAGAGGUCAGGAUUUGCGGUUUGGACCUCAAGAGUUUUGCAUCAUUACCGGACUGCGAUUUGGUCCUCAAAAUUGGAUAUACAGAAGUACAGAUAUGACAUUUAGGGAGAGGGUAUUUGGUCAUGUAGAAGCUAGACCAAAGGUUUCGGAUCUCAUAAACGUCUUUAAUCGCUCUCUUGAUCGGUUAUCGGACCUUGAUGCGGUACGGAUUUGUCUGCUGCUGUUGGUUGAGUUCGGAUUCAUGCCCUGCGAUCCCCGUGCAUUGGUUCACUUGAAUCUUCUAGAACUAGUGGAGGAUUUGGUCUCGUGGAACACAUUUCCAUGGGGUUCAUACGUCUGGAAGUCUCUGUACAAGCAGCUACACAAUACGCCCGCAAAGCGUUCUGCUCGACGCCAUUAUACACUUGGUUAUUCGCUCAGUGGAUUAAUUUGGGCCUUUAAGAUAUGGAUCUUCGAGGUUUUCCCAUACGCUAAGAGGUUUGCUAUCAAGAAUGGUGGGAUUCCGAGGGCCAUUAGCUGGGGCACGAACAAGUGUAUAACGUGGAAGCUUGCAUUGCCAUUUGUCACGGAUGCCACAGUGCCUGGAUUUGAGCCACUACCAGUGUUGACACCAACUCCCGAAGAGUGCGCCACUGAUUGGUGGCGCGCCAGCUGUCAGUUUUUUGACAGCUAUGCUAAUGAUUCUUCACCGCUGUUGAAGAAGGCACGCUUAUCUCCGCCACCUCAGCCGUCGGUUAGGGUCCCUGACCAGCUGGCAGAGGACAUUGCUGACCCCACCGACAUGGGGAGCUCAGACAACACCACUGGUCACCAAAGUACGGGGUCGAGGACAAAUAUGGAGAAAACAACGGAUAAGUUACAUAAGCCGUUGGUUUUGACACAUCGCACGAGUUUAGAGGAGCGCGUUGAUGAGCUAUUGAAGGCUAAGCGGCCACUUUGUCUAAAGACGGAGAUACCGACGACUUCAGACUUGUUUGGUCCUUUUGACCACGUAGAGGAUCGUGUUGUGGUGGGAAAGGUUUCAUCUGAGUCUGACAUAAUUUGUGUCCAAGGCUACAACGUAAAGCAAAGUGUCGCACCGAUUCUCGAAUCCAUUUUUAAGAAACACGGUGACAUUGCAGCAGAUUGCCUAUUCAAACCAGCUUCUAUGAGAUCAUCUUUCCUUGAGAUCGUUUGUGAAGCAGUCAGUCGAAUUCAAACCAAUGAUGAUAUUGAAGAAAUAGAACAGCAAGUGGUAGUUGCAGAAGCAGCCAACAUUAACGUUUCAUGGCUUCGAGUUCACUUGGACACCAUCCGCGCCCACAGGAAGUGCAGUUUGCUUAUGGAAACGAAAGCAAACACGAGUUUAGUUAAAAGAGCAGCCUUAAUGGAUCUGAGAGAGAGUUGCGUGGAGCUCAUGGCCGCGCAAGAACGGUUUGAAAAGGCGGAAAGAUGUGUGAGAGUACUUAAUCUUGUUGAAAAUAAUAUAAAUGAUAACAUCUUGGAAUCGUAAGUUAGUAUAGACUCAUGGGCAAGACAACCAGUGGUUUUAUAGGCUAACUAAAUUUGAUGUAGAUGUAUAGGCGAAGACUCGAGAAGGUGUAGAAUGCACAACACUGGUAAAAUGUUGUAUCUGAAACACCCUUUCUCCUGCUGAGAUGGUACAGUUGGAGUUGUGAUUAGAAUUGAUCUCCUUUAUAAAGGUUUUCAGUUAUAUUCCAGAUAUUCUGUAAAGAAAAGCAUAU